AAAGUUGGGCUGCGGAGGGGGCAGGCUGGUCGUGCCUGGCUGAAUCUGGAGGUAAAAUGGCGCUGACUACUCAAGGAACAAAGAAGAAAGUUUGUUAUUAUUAUGACGGGGACGUUGGGAACUACUACUAUGGGCAGGGGCAUCCAAUGAAGCCCCACAGAAUUCGUAUGACCCACAACCUGCUGCUCAACUAUGGGCUGUAUAGAAAGAUGGAGAUUUAUCGGCCACACAAGGCAAACGCAGAGGAAAUGACAAAGUACCAUAGCGAUGACUAUAUAAAAUUCCUGAGGUCUAUCCGACCUGACAACAUGUCUGAGUACAGCAAGCAGAUGCAGAGAUUUAAUGUAGGAGAAGAUUGUCCUGUAUUUGAUGGUCUGUUUGAAUUCUGCCAGCUGUCUGCUGGUGGAUCAGUAGCCGCAGCAGUAAAGCUAAACAAGCAGCAGACCGACAUUGCUGUCAACUGGGCUGGAGGUCUGCAUCACGCCAAGAAAUCGGAAGCCUCUGGAUUUUGCUACGUUAAUGACAUUGUUUUAGCUGUCCUUGAGCUGUUGAAAUACCAUCAGAGAGUUUUGUACAUUGACAUUGAUAUCCACCAUGGAGACGGCGUGGAAGAAGCGUUCUAUACAACAGACCGUGUCAUGACUGUAUCCUUCCAUAAGUAUGGAGAGUACUUCCCUGGAACCGGAGACCUCCGAGAUAUUGGAGCAGGCAAGGGCAAGUACUAUGCUGUGAACUACCCACUCAGGGAUGGAAUAGACGACGAAUCCUAUGAAGCCAUAUUCAAACCAAUCAUGUCUAAGGUGAUGGAGAUGUACCAGCCUAGCGCGAUUCUGCUGCAGUGUGGCGCUGACUCGCUGUCUGGAGACAGACUGGGCUGCUUCAACUUAACCAUCAAAGGGCAUGCCAAGUGUGUGGAAUACAUGAAGAGCUUUAACCUGCCCUUGCUGAUGCUGGGAGGAGGAGGUUACACUAUUCGCAAUGUGGCCAGGUGUUGGACGUACGAAACCGCUGUAGCUCUGGACACUGAAAUCCCAAACGAGCUGCCUUAUAAUGACUACUUUGAAUACUUUGGUCCUGAUUUUAAACUCCACAUCAGCCCUUCAAACAUGACGAACCAAAAUACUAAUGAUUAUCUGGAGAAGAUCAAGCAGCGUCUGUUUGAGAACCUGCGCAUGCUGCCCCAUGCCCCUGGGGUUCAGAUGCAGGCCAUCCCGGAAGAUGCCAUUCAGGGGGACAGCGGGGAGGAGGACGAGGAGGACCCAGACAAGCGCAUCUCCAGUACGUUGAAUGGGUCCG
This is a messenger RNA of Polyodon spathula (Mississippi paddlefish), 1296 nucleotides long. RefSeq names its product histone deacetylase 1 (gene hdac1). The record is from RefSeq and is a predicted model, not a curated record. NCBI's taxonomy places the organism in Eukaryota, Metazoa, Chordata, Actinopteri, Acipenseriformes, Polyodontidae. Gene Ontology annotation, molecular function: histone deacetylase activity. The annotation marks the transcript as partial. The transcript has 11 exons.